AUGGACGAAGUCCCGGAAGGUAUUGGUGAUGAAGGUACAGAAGGUCCCCUCGAAGAAGCGGAUCUGCCUGUAAUUAGUUAUGCGGAACGGUUGACAGUUGGUCGUGAUGAUACGGUUAUCGCUGGCGUGGAUGCUCCUAUCCUGGAAAUCGUCGCCAAGCGAGUAGUUGAGCGAGCUGUGGAGUAUUUGGCGUUGACUGCGAAUUAUGAGACUUUUUGGCUCUCGAGGGCCGAGUUGAUGCCUGCGUACUCUGAUCAGAUUGCCGCGUUUGAGCGAGCAGAGAGGAAGAAGAAAGGUCUACCAGCGUUGCGUCGGAGUGCCCGACUGGCUGAUGCUAAUGCUGAGGUGGAUGAUGAUUACUUGCUGCUGGCGUAG
Phytophthora nicotianae INRA-310 is the source of this 375-nucleotide messenger RNA. RefSeq lists its product as hypothetical. The transcript has a single exon. The coding region runs from base 1 to 375 and encodes 124 amino acids. The record is from RefSeq and is a predicted model, not a curated record. Lineage: Eukaryota; Oomycota; Peronosporomycetes; Peronosporales; Peronosporaceae.